Molecule: messenger RNA, 2322 nt
Organism: Fusarium fujikuroi IMI 58289
Lineage: Eukaryota; Fungi; Ascomycota; Sordariomycetes; Hypocreales; Nectriaceae
Product: probable 6-phosphofructokinase
Exons: 3
Coding region: 1-2322 (773 amino acids)
Biological process (GO): canonical glycolysis; fructose 6-phosphate metabolic process; fructose 1,6-bisphosphate metabolic process
Cellular component (GO): mitochondrion; 6-phosphofructokinase complex; cytoplasm
Molecular function (GO): 6-phosphofructokinase activity; ATP binding; fructose-6-phosphate binding
Source: RefSeq, a predicted model, not a curated record
AUGGCCCCCAAGAAGAAGAUCGCCGUCAUGACCUCGGGAGGUGACUCCCCAGGCAUGAACGCUGCUGUCCGAGCUGUUGUGCGCAUGUCCCUUCACAUGGGUUGCGACGCCUACUGCGUCUACGAGGGAUAUGAGGGUUUGGUGCAGGGAGGCGACUUCAUCCGACAGAUGCAGUGGAACGAUGUCAGAGGCUACCUCUCUGAGGGUGGUACACUUAUUGGUACUGCUCGAUGCAUGGCUUUCUACGAGCGUCCUGGUCGCUUAACGGCCGCCAAGAACAUGGUUCUUUCUGGCAUCGAUGCUCUGAUCAUCUGCGGUGGUGACGGCUCCUUGACUGGUGCUGACAAGUUCAGAGCUGAGUGGCCUUCUCUGCUGGAAGAGCUUGUUUCCAAGGGAGAGCUGUCUACAGAACAAAUAGCACCAUAUAAGCAUCUCAACAUUGUCGGUCUCGUCGGCUCCAUCGACAAUGAUCUCACAGGAACCGACGCGACCAUUGGUUGCUACUCAGCACUCGCCCGUAUUUGCGAGAUGGUCGAUUACGUCGAAGCGACUGCCUCUUCACAUUCUCGUGCUUUCGUCGUCGAAGUCAUGGGCCGACAUUGUGGUUGGCUGGCCCUCAUGGCCGGUGUCGCAACUGGUGCAGACUUCGUCUUUAUUCCUGAGAGACCUCGUGAGCAUGAUUGGCAGGAAGAUAUGAAGGUCGUUGUGCGAAGGCAUCGAGACCUUGGAAAGCGCAAGACCAUUGUCAUUGUCGCUGAAGGUGCCCGCGACAAGGAUGGUAACAAGAUCGGCGCCGAAGAAAUCAAGAACAUCCUAGCCGACAAGAGCGAGGGCGGUCUUGCUCUCGAUACACGUAUUACCACCCUCGGUCACGUCCAACGAGGCGGUACUGCCGUCGCAUACGACCGAAUGUUGGCUACCCUGCAGGGUGUUGAAGCCGUCAAGGCUGUCCUCGAAGCUACACCAGAGACCGAGACUCCUUUCAUCGCUAUUAACGAGAACAAGAUUGUUCGCAAGCCUCUGAUGCAAGCUGUUGCCGAGACCAAAGAGCUCGCCAAGGCUGUCGAUGCCAAAGACUUCGAGAAGGCCAUGUCUCUUCGUGACGCCGAGUUCGCCGACCAAUGGGGCUCGUAUAUGUUGACCACAAACGUCAUGCGUAUGCGAAUUGGCUUCAUCAAUGUUGGUGCCCCUGCUGGUGGCAUGAACGCUGCAGUACGUGCUGCUGUUGCGUACUGUCUUUCCAAGGGCCACGAGCCUCUGGCUAUUCACAACGGUUUCGCUGGAUUUGCGCGACACCACGAUGACAAGCCUAUCGGCGCUGUCCGCCCAUUCGACUGGCUCGAGGUUGACGGCUGGGCAAGCAAGGGCGGUUCCGAGAUUGGUACAAACCGAGAACUUCCCGGCGAGUCUGGUAUGGAGUUGAUCGCCAACCUGAUCGAGGAGCACCACUUUGAUGCUCUAUUCCUUGUUGGUGGUUUCGAGGCCUUCCACUCCGUUUCACAAAUGCGCAAGGCCAGGAAGGAAUACCCUUCUCUGUGCAUCCCCAUGGUUAUUCUCCCCGCCACCAUCUCCAACAACGUUCCCGGAACCGAGUAUUCUCUUGGCUCAGAUACCUGCCUGAACGAGCUUGUCAACUACUGUGACAAGAUCAAGCAAUCAGCGUCUGCUACCCGCCGUCGUGUCUUCGUUAUCGAGACUCAGGGUGGUCGCUCAGGCUACAUCGCUACCCUGGCUGGCCUGGAUGUUGGUGCCUCCGCUGUCUACAUCCCCGAGGAAGGUAUCUCUCUUGAGAUGCUCAACUCCGAUGUUAACCACCUCAAGGAGGUUUUCAAGAAGGACAAGGGCCAGUCCCGUGCUGGACGUCUGAUCCUCGUAAAUGAGAAGUCCAGCAAGGUGUACAAUGCUAAGCUCAUUGCGGACAUCAUCCGAGAGGAGGCUCACGAUCGGUUCGAGAGCCGAGAGAGUAUCCCCGGUCACGUCCAGCAGGGUGGUGUUCCUUCUGCUAUGGAUCGUUGCCGAGCUGUUCGCCUGGCUAUCAAGUGCAUCCAACAUCUUGAGGGCUUUGGACGUAACGCUCACAACCACGUUAAGAAGGACCCCAAGAGUGCCUCUGUCAUUGGUAUUCAAGGCUCCGAGGUCGUGUUCAACGCAAUGGAGGAGCUAGAGGAGCACGGGACAGAUUGGCCCAACCGAAGACCUGCGACUGCCCACUGGUUGGGUCUGUCAGAGGUAGUAGACAUGUUAGCUGGCCGUCCUGAUUACCCUAAGCCGGAGAAGAGCUUGACAGGGUUGAUCGCAAAGGACACAAAACGUGGUCUGUAG